CUCGGCGGGGCGAGCGCGACCAUUUUGCGGGGGGGAGCGGCGGGAGCGGGACCGGCACCGACACCGGGGCCGCCAGCGGGAUCGGGGAGCGACACCGCGAUCGGCGCCGGGGCCGGCAUCGGGGAGCGGCACCGGGGGCGGCGGCGGCGCCUGACGGGGGAGCGGCGGCUCCGCAGGCGCGGCCUGAGGCGCUGGGCCCAGCGCUCCCGCUCGCUCCGGGCGGCCUCAGCGGCCCCGGCGGCCUCAGCGUCCCCGUUAGCUCCGCGCCCAACCCCGCGCGGCCCGAAGCACCGGGAGGAUGUCGCGGCCCGUCAGGAACAGGAAGGUGGUGGAUUACUCCCAGUUUCAGGAAUCAGAUGAUGCUGAUGAUGAUUAUGGAAGAGAUUCAGGUCCCCCAUCCAAGAAAAUCCGCUCAUCUCCCCGAGAGGCCAAAAACAAGAGGAGAUCUGGGAAGAAUUCUCAGGAGGACAGUGAGGAUUCAGAAGACAAAGAUGUGAAGACCAAGAAAGAUGAUUCACACUCAGCAGAUGAAGAUUUUGGCAGUGAAGACGAUGACGUAGGAGCCGAUGACGGCAAAGCCGACAGCGACUACGAGAGCUCCCAAAAAAGCAAAAAAGGAAAGAAGGCUAAACCAGACAAGAACAAGAGAGCAGCCUCCAAAUCCAGGAAAAGGCCUGCAGAGGACAGCGAGGAUGAGAAGGAAGAUCACAAAAAUGUUCGUCAGCAGCGGCAGGCGGCGUCCAAAGCAGCCUCCAAACAGAGGGAGAUGCUCAUGGAUGAUGUGGGCAGCGAAGAGGAAGAGCAAGAGGAUGAUGAGGCACAGUUCCAGGAGACAGAUUCAGGAAGUGAUGAAGACUUCCUCAUGGAAGAUGAUGAUGACAGUGACUAUGGCAGUUCAAAAAAGAAAAAUAAGAAGGUCUCCAAGAAAUCCAAGCCAGAGAGGAAAGAAAAGAAAAUGCCCAAGCCCAGGCUAAAGGCUACAGUGACCCCCAGCCCAGUGAAAGGCAAAGGGAAGGCAGGUCGCCCCACAGCUUCCAAGGCAACAAAAGGAAAAACCCCAUCCCCAAAAGAAGAGGAUGAAGAGCCUGAAAGUCCCCCAGAAAAGAAAAAAUCAGCCAGCCCUCCACCAGAAAAGUCAGGGGAUGAGGGAUCUGAAGAUGAAGCACCCUCUGGUGAAGAUUAAAAUGGCAGUUGAGGAAAAAAAAAAAUCUUUGUUUAAAAAAAAAAAAGAGGAAAAAAAAAAAGAAAAAGGAAAAGAAAACAAUACUUAGGGGUAGAACACGGUUUUGGCUGUGGCUUGACUCAUGGGCUUUGAAUGCUGUCUUUACUUUCAGCUGUUUAAUACAGUGUAAUUCUUUUUUAAUAAGAGGAAACCCUUCUACAGUAAGAUUUUCAAGUCAGUGUUCUCUGUUGGCCAUUCCGUUCUCCCUCCCCUGCCAAAUCUGAAAAGCCAUUUGAGACAAAUUAACAAACCAUUCAAUAUUUGAUUUUUAUUUUUUUUUCCAAGGGAUACUGCAGUUGUGAAGCAAUAAGGUUUGAGACUGAUCUAUGGAAACCAUACUUACAAAUCCUUAAGUAGAAUAGAUUUUUUUCCCAGUGCUGGUAAGAGCUGUUUAAAACUAUUAUUCUGUAUUUGGAAUAUAUGGAGAAAAAAAAAAUAAUGAAGCUUUGCUUUAACAGAUUUUGAGAUGAGUUUACUCUCAGCAAAAAUGUAGUUGAGCUCAUUCCAGUGGAGAGGAUGGAGCACAGGGAGGAAUCCUGUGUUUCUUGGAUUCAGGCACGUUUUUCAUGGAAAGCAAUCAAGAAACUCUGAGAUGCUCCAGUGUCUCUGAUUUAAAAAAAGACCCUCCAGUCAGGAUGGGAGAUCUUUUGUCUCUGCUGGAUAGAAAGCUCUUCUGCUGGAGGCAAAUGGCAGCCCAUUCCAGAGAAAUUCAGAUUUUCAACUUACAGCCUUCCCACGUCCACUCACCCUUCUUUUAUUCCUUCUCUAGAGGGGCAGAACAGGGGAGAGAAAUGACAAAAUCAUUUUUAAACCUGCUUUCCAUUGGGUAUCGUGGGAAAUGUUUUUAUUACAGAUUUUUUCCAAGGAAAAAAAAAAACAAACCAAAAACAAAUUAACAGAUAAUGUAAAAUGAAAUCCUUCAGCUUUUGGGGUGAGGGAUGUCCUUUUGGGGUAUGAGCAGAGGGUUGCUCUGGUCACUGGAGAUGCCCUGAGCCAGCCCUGGGUGUUCCUUUCCCUCCUGUGCCCUCACAGAGCCCCAGGGAUCCCGGGCACAGCGGGCACGGGGCACUCCCUGUGCCCACCCUGCUCCUGUGGGCUCUGUGGGGUCAGCUCCCCUCAUUCCUGUAGGGUCUGUGGGGUCAGCUCCUCAUCCCUGCCUGUGGGAUCUGCUCCCCUUAUACCUGUAGGAUCUGUGAGAUCAGCUCUCCUUUUGCCUGUAGGAUCAGCUCCCCACCCUUCCUGUGGGAUCUGUUUCCCUCCUGCCUGUGGGCUCUGUGGGAUCAGCUCCCCUUAUACCUGUAGGAUCUGUGAGAUCAGCUCUCCUUUUGCCUGUAGGAUCAGCUCCUCACCCUUCCUGUGGGGUCUGUAGGAUCAGCUCCCCACCCUUCCUGUGGGAUUUGUAGGAUCAGCUCCCCACCCUUCCUGUGGGGUCUGAGGGAUCUGCUCCCCUCCUGCCUGUGGGAUUUUCUCCUCACCCCUGUCUAUGGGGUCUGCUCCCACCCUGCUUCUGGCAUCUGUGGGAUCAGUUCCCCCCAGGUUCCUGUGGGAUCUGAGGGAUCAGCUCCUCACCCUUCCUGUGGGAUCUGCUCCCCUUCUGCCUGUAGGAUCAGCUCCUCAUCCUUCUUGUGGGGUCUGAGGGAUCUGUGGGGUCAGCUCCUCACUGUGGAUCCUCUGGGAUCUGUGGGGUCAGCUCCCCCAUGUUCCUGUGGGAUCAGCUCCCACCAUUCCUGUGGGAUUUGUGGGGUCUGUGGGAUCAGCUCCCCCUCCCUGGGGGUCUGAGGCCGGGGCUGCAGCAGCUGCAGGGAUAUUUUUGCUGGGGUAUUUUAUUUUUUUGGGAUAUUUUUAAGGGAUAUUUUGCAGUGGGGCUGUCCCUGGCGCAGCAGGACAUCGUGUGUGUGCUGCCAUUUGAAUCUCCUUUUAUCCAAACAGCCAAAUCCUUUCUGUCAUUUUUUCUGUCAUUUUUUAUUCCCUGAACUUCACGAAACUCCACAAACCUCAAUUUUCACACCCUCAGACUCUUUCCUGCCACGUUUAUUGGUGGAAACAUUAAAAACUGGACCUGCCAUUUUUAUUUUGAUUUUUUUUCCUUAAACCCUCUGUGCUUCUGUCUGUCGCUCACCUUCUCUUCCAGCUUUUCAUCCUCCUUGGGGUUUUGUUUGCCUUUUAUUUUUUUGUCCCAGAACUCCCCAUUAUUAACCAGCCUCUGGAAGGUGACAUAAGGCAGCUAAUUCAGGAAUUUGGGAUUUCUGGCGGCAGCAGAUUCUGAAUCCUAUUAGGGAUUUUGGACAUUUCCUAGAGUUAUAAACUAAAAAUGAUCAGGAAGGACCCUGAAUCCAGUUCAGGUGGGGAAUGGAAUAUUCCUGCAGCACCUCAGUGAGAUUCCCUGGGUUUUAUUGAGGCUGUUAAAUCCCUUUUUCUUAUAAAAAUCAAAUUUCUCUAACAUUCUUGACUCUCAUGGAACUACUACACUUACAAUAAAGAUGAUGUUGUUUCAUUAUAAAUCUAUUUUUAUAUUUUUUUUACAAUAGUUUGAUUUUUUUUAUCAUUAUUAAUUUUUUUUUUCCAGAACAGCAUCAGGCUGCAGGGAAAUCUCAGUCUUGAAAAAGAAAAUAUUAAUUCCUUCUCUUUUCCCACAGCUCUGCUGGAUUGCUGGGAGAGCAGAAAUUCCCUCAACUUUCUGAGGGAAUUUUUGGGAAAUUCUGACCACAAAUUUAAAAAAUAAAAAAUUUGGGAGUAGCAAACAUUUGUGCUACUUCAACUUUUUGGGUAAUUCUGGGAAAUUCUGGCCACAAAUUUAAAAAAUAAAAAUUUGUGCAAAUCUCUGGUUCCCAGAGCUGUUCCCCAAAAUAUUUCAAGCUGCUCUUCUGCAUUGGGUUUUUUAGGAUUUUCUUUAAAUUCAGCUGUGCAGGGAGAGUUCCAGGGGAAUCUGGUUCUUCACCUGCCACACCUGAUGUUUUCUGAAGUGAAUUUUGAAUUUCUCAAGUUUAUUUUGUGGUUUUCACCUCAAAUUUAUUUUUUGGUUGCUUCAUUUAUUUUUUUUCCUAACACGGUUAAGAGAAGUUAAAGCUGUGAAAAUCCAUUUUCUGUUCUUUCAGUUCAGUUUUUGGGUUGUUUUAUCCUUUCCCCUUUAUUUCACAGAACUGUUCUGCCUCUCCCACGUUCAUUUCUGGUCUCACAACCCAAACCCCAUAAAAAUCCCAGAUUUUCAGGAUUUUGUCACUUUUCCAAACCUGUUUUGCUGAUUGGUACAAACUCUGAGCCCUGAUGGUCUCUGUUAGAAAUUUCCCAUUUUUACAGACAGGUGCAAAUUAUCAAGGUGAAUAUUUCUAUUAUUUUGAAUAUUUUUAUUUUAAAAUACAUAAUUUUGCAGCAGACUUCACCUUUUUAAUUGCCACUUUAAUUGGAAUUAAUUUGUAUUAAAUAUUCUGGAAGGAAAAUUGGGAAAAAUGCCUUUCUUUAGGAGCACCAAGAGAUUUUUAUGGAGCAGAAAGUUUCAUUUACAGGAGGAGGAGCCUUUGAAAAGAUUUUGUCACUUUUCCAAACCUGUUUUGCUGAUUGAUACAAACUCUGAGCCCUGAUGGUCUCUGUUAGAAAUUUCCCAUUUUUACAGACAGGAGCCAAUUAUCAAAGUGAAUCUUUCUAUUAUUUUGAAUAUUUUUAUUUUAAUAUACAUCAUUUUGCAGCAGCAUCAGGCUUCACCUUUUUAAAUGCCCAUUGGAAUUAAUUUAUAUUGAAUAUUCUGGAAGGAAAAUUGGGAAAAAUGCCUUUCUUUAGGAGCACCAAGAGAUUUUUAUGGAGCAGAAAGUUUCAUUUCCAGGAGGAGGAGCCUUUGAAAAGAUUCUCUGUAGUUCUGGAGCCUUUGCAGAGAGGUAAAAUUGAUUUAUUCCAAAAUUCACUCAGUCUCCAACCCUGCCCUGGUCUUGCUUUUAAAAUUCCACGAUUUCCAUCCUGUCCCUGAAUCCACAGCAGCACCUCCAGCUCUGGUUUCUGCUUUGGAUUUGUCAAAAUCAGGCAAAAUCUGCAAUUCUGUGCUGAAGGUGGUUUGGUUCAGUUCCAGGGGGGUCAGCAGGAAAAUGAUAACUGAGUUUAGGGGGUCAGGAGGAGCUCAGAAAUGGGGCAGCUGAGGAGCUUUUAAUCAAUUUUAAAUUUUUCAGGGCGGAGGGAGAGGCACAGUGCAAAAAUCUGAAAUUCCUGGGUGGUUUUUUUUUUCUUUUUUUUCCCUUUUUUCCCCCUUUUUUUAAGAAAUAUUCCCUCCACCGAUGCUCACAAAGGUACAAGAGCCCCUGAGGCAGCCAGGUGAGGGAGGGAAGGAAUCUGUACCACGCUGGAAGCUUCUGGAACUGUAGAGAAAAAAAAAAAAAUAACAAAACAACCCAACAAAAACUGGUGCUUUGCUUUUCUGUCCUUUUUGGUUGUGAAGUGUUUAUUUUUCUAACAGAUCCUAGCGUUGAACACACGGUUCCUAAAAGCUACAAAUGACCCAGGAGUUGGGAUAUUUGAUGGAGAAUUCAUUCACCUCUUGGAAGGGGGGGAGGACCUGGAGCAGUUUUGGAGGGACCUCGGUGGCAUUUUGGAUGUGUGGAUUUGGGCAGGGGGUUGCUGUCACAUCCGUCACCUCCCAGUGAUCGGUUCUGUGGUGAUCUGACCAAAAUGGAGCUGUGAGCUGCAGUUUCAGGAGGUAAAUCCCAGUGCUGAUGGAACAGAAGCUGUCCUGGAGGAAUUUUUGGGGCUUUUUUGAGCCUUUCAGAGACCUCCCCAAGGCCCAGCUUAGCUCUCAGUUCAGUCCCACCUUUCCCACUGAAUGGUUUAUCAUGGAACUCAUGGGAUUUUUGGGGGGUCCAGCCCAGCCCAGCCCCAGCAUGCUCAGUGUGACUGCAAAGCGCCUGUGUGCGAACGCUCUGUACAGUGGGGCCAGGGUUUUUUAUAUAUAUAUUUUGGGAUUAGGGGGAGGGAGGGAGGGAGGGUGAAGAUCCUAAAAUCAGCUUAAGCCAGACUUAAAUGUGUGUAAAAAAAAAAAAACAAAAAUAACAAAAAAAACCCCAAAAUCUUCGGUGUGUGAGUGCGCGAGCGGGAGCGUCUGCCAUCCCAUUCCCUUUGUGUUCUCAGCAUUUGUGAGGUUUUAUUUUCUUUUUUCUUCUUUUUUUUUUUUUUUGUUUCCCCCCUCCCCUCCCCUUCCUGCAGAAGCAAUUGUUAC
Molecule: messenger RNA, 6416 nt
Organism: Camarhynchus parvulus
Lineage: Eukaryota; Metazoa; Chordata; Aves; Passeriformes; Thraupidae
Gene: NUCKS1
Product: nuclear casein kinase and cyclin dependent kinase substrate 1
Exons: 8
Coding region: 299-1183 (294 amino acids)
Biological process (GO): double-strand break repair via homologous recombination; interstrand cross-link repair
Cellular component (GO): cytoplasm
Molecular function (GO): double-stranded DNA binding; single-stranded DNA binding
Source: RefSeq, a predicted model, not a curated record